Messenger RNA from Pimephales promelas (fathead minnow), 1124 nucleotides. The record is from RefSeq and is a predicted model, not a curated record. Lineage: Eukaryota; Metazoa; Chordata; Actinopteri; Cypriniformes; Leuciscidae.
UGUGAUCUCUUCUGUCUCCAAGGUCAUGUGACUGCUGAGGAAGAGGCCCGCAAGGCUCACCAGCUGUGGCUCUCCGUAGAGGCUCUGAACUACACGCUGAGGUCCGCCGGUGCCGACUCCCCCACCGAGCCUCUAGAGGGCGCUGUGCUCGCCAUCAAAGAAACCUGCGCGCAAAACGAGUUCGCCCAGGCGUUAGCCACCGCUAUUCCCGAAGAGUCUCUGAGCCGAGGCGUCUACAGCGAAGCUAGCCUCCGCGCGCGCUUCUACGACAUCCGCCGGCUCGCGCGCCGCGUGGCGCUCAUCGACGAGACCCGCAACAGUCUUUACCAGUACUUCCUGUCCUACCUGCAGUCCGUCCUUCUGUUCGAGAGGGUGGAAGAAGCGCCGCCGGCGAAACUAGCGGGCGAAGAUCUCGACACGUUCAAGCUGCUCGCCUACGCUACGUACAGCAUCGAGCGCGGAGACCUGGAACUAGCCGCCAAGUUCAUCAACCAGCUACGCGGCGAGUCGCAGCGCGUGGCGCAGGACUGGCUCAAAGAAGCCCGGCUCACUUUAGAAACCAAGCAGGUGGUCAGCCUGCUCUCGGCGUAUGCUAAUGCCGUGGGGUUGGGCACCACGCAGGCGCCUUAGCCACACCCACGUGACCUUAGCCACACCCACAUGAUCUUAGCCACAACUACAGGCUCUGUAACAUCACCCAUUGGCCACACCCACAUAUCCCUUAGCCACACCCACACUGUGGAGAUUAUGUAAAUUACGAGGUCUGUCAUUUGCCCACUGUUAACGGAGCCUUCUACUCAGCUGAUUAAUUUAUUAAUAGUUUCGUGUACUAUCCAGAAAUCUGUCCGAAUUACGUUUGCAGGAAGUGUUUGCCCUUUAAACAGUUCUCAAGUGGCUCCUAUACGUGUAGAAACGCAUCUCCAGGUUUUGCUGAUCUCGACAGUGGCGGCACUCGGUGUAUAUGCCGCGCAUCUCACGGAUGCUAACCUGCUCACGAUGCACGUGUAACGCUUCAGUUUCAAAGUUAUAUAUUUACUGGUUGUUUAUUAACGCAGACUGUUGAGAAUAAUCAGUGCUCUUCUCAUUCAGGAUUGGAGAUCAAUAAAUCACGUUUGUUGACAAGA